AUGGAUUCAAUGUCCCUGUGCUUUCAGCUGCUCUUGAUGCUUCAAGUCUCGUGCCUCGUAACGACGUCGUUCGCGGAUCCGUCGGUCCCCGACCUCCUCCUCAAGUUCAGGGAUUCUCUGACGAACGCCUCGCGGCUGAGCAACUGGAGCCUCAACAAUGUCCCGUAUUGCAAUAAUGGUACUGCGGUUUGGACAGGGCUGGUCUGCAAGGAAGGACAGUUCGUCGGACUCAAGCUGGAAGGGAUGGGACUCGCCGGAAGAAUCGACGUCGACACGCUAUCGCAGCUCAACUCCUUGUCGCCUGACUCGCAUCUGCGCUCCAUAAGCUUCAUGAAUAACAACUUUGCAGGGCCAUUUCCGAAUGUGGAGAAGCUCCAUUCACUGAGAGGUAUAUUCUUGUCGAACAAUCGGUUCUCCGGUGAGAUACCGGACGACAUGUUUUCCGGCAUGAACGCGAUGCAGAGAGUGCUGUUGGCGAACAACCAGUUCACUGGGAGGAUUCCGUCGUCAUUGACAGGAUUGAGAAACCUGUCAGAGUUGAAGCUUCAGAACAACCAGUUUGAGGGUCCCAUUCCGGAUUUCCCGCAGAAGGAUUUGGACGUCGACUUCUCUAAUAAUAGACUUGAAGGUCCCAUACCGCCUCAUCUGAGUGGUAAAAACGCCAGCAUUUUUGCAGGUAAUCCAAAAUUGUGUGGCAAGCCGCUGAAAGUAGAAUGCCCGCCGAAGAAGAAAACAUUCCCCAAAAUAGCAAUCAUCAUCGCCGCCGUGGCAGGCGUUCUCUUACUCGCCGCCAUCCUAGCAUUACUCGUCCGCCGCCGCCGUCGACGGAGCAACGGAGAACUCCCAGCGAAAAGCAACGUCCCAAUCCCAAAGGCGGCGGCGGAGAACUCCGCCUCAGAGAUCUACACCACGCGAGGCGGGGAGAAGGGAAAGCUGAACUUCGUGAGGGCGGACAGGGAGACGUUCGAGUUGGAGGAUCUGCUGAGGGCCCCGGCGGAGGUGUUGGGCAGCGGGAGCUUCGGGUCGUCUUACAAGGCGUUGGUGGUGACGGGGUCGGUGGUGGUGCGGCGGUUCCGCCAGAUGACUAACGUCGGAAAAGAUGAAUUCUAUGGGCACAUGACGAGGCUUGGAAGGCUUUCACACCCUAACCUUCUCCCCCUGGUGGCGUUCUAUUACAGGAAGGAGGAGAAGCUUUUGGUUAGUGAUUUUGUUGAGAAAGGGAGCUUGGCCAGCCUCUUACACAGCAAGAAAGGUUCAGGGCAGCCAGGUCUGGACUGGCCAACACGCCUGAAAAUCAUCAAAGGAGUAGCCAAGGGUUUAUCAUACCUCUACGAACACCUCUCAACGCUAACUCUCCCGCACGGCCAUCUCAAAUCCUCAAACGUCCUCCUAGACCAAACCUUCAACCCCCUCCUCGCCGACUACGCGCUGGCGCCGGUAACCAACAAGGACCACGCGCAGCAGUUCAUGGUGGGGUACAAGUCCCCGGAGUCCACGCACCACGAGCGCGUGACGCGGAAGACCGACGUGUGGAGCCUGGGGAUCCUGAUUCUGGAGGUGCUAACGGGGCGGUUUCCGGCGAAUUACUUGGCGCAGGGGAAGGGCGCGAGCGCGGAUCUGGCGGCGUGGGUGAACUCGGUGGUGAGGGAGGAGUGGACGGGGGAGGUUUUCGAUAAGGAGAUGCGCGGCGGGAAGAGCGGAGAAGGGGAGAUGUUGAAGCUGCUGAAGAUCGGGAUGUGUUGCUGCGAGUGGGAGGUUGGGAGACGAUGGGAUAUAAUGGAGGCUGUGGAGAGGAUUGAGGAGUUGAAGGAGAAGGAUGUUGAGGAUGAUUACUCGUUUGGGAGCGAUGAAGAUCUCUGUGCUUCUGCGUUGAUCACUGAUGACGAGUUCUCCUUCUCCAAGACGGCUUAGCUUCAAUCUGCUGGAAUUCGGAAUUUAAUUUAGGGUUCGUACGUGCUUCUAAUCUCCUUGAAAUUAAAACAGAUUGUUUAAAUUCAAAUUCAUGGCGCCAAAUUGUUUCAUUUCUCUAUUGGUAGAUAGGUAGAGAUGAGGAUAUGGUGGUGUUUGUGUGGAAUUUUUUUGUUACAUAUAUUUUUCAAGGUCUUUAUUAUUUUUACAUGAUUAUGUUCAAUAAAAGAGAUAUUCUUGCUUGAUUA
This is a messenger RNA of Ipomoea triloba (trilobed morning glory), 2156 nucleotides long. Its product is annotated as pollen receptor-like kinase 4. Bases 1 to 1911 code for a protein of 636 amino acids. The record is from RefSeq and is a predicted model, not a curated record. The transcript has 4 exons. Gene Ontology annotation, molecular function: ATP binding; protein binding; protein kinase activity. Lineage: Eukaryota; Viridiplantae; Streptophyta; Magnoliopsida; Solanales; Convolvulaceae. Gene Ontology annotation, biological process: protein phosphorylation.